AUGAGUCAGAUUCUGGUCCCAUCUGCCCUGCUGGGUCUUGCUCCUGAGUGGGUGUUCAGACUGGAUAAUGCAGUCAGCCCCGGGACGCAGACUUUCUUCUGCGGUGUCAUCUGUCUUCCCACCCAGCAUCCCACUCACCUGGGCCAGAGUCAAGGUCUCAGCGACAUGCAACACCUCGGAGCCAAAGAUAUACCUUACAAGCCCAUCGUUGACUACAUCGACACUCAGUUUGAAAAUUAUCUGCAGGAAGAGCUGAAGAUCAAACGCUCGCUGUUUAACUACCACGACACCAGGAUCCACAUCUGCCUAUAUUUCAUCGCCCCAACAGGACACUCCCUCAAGUCCCUGGACCUCGUCACUAUGAAAAAAUUGGACAGCAAGGUGAACAUCAUACCGAUCAUCGCCAAAGCAGACACCAUUUCCAAGAGUGAGCUCAACAAAUUUAAGAUAAAGAUUAUGAGCGAGCUGGUCAGCAACGGGGUCCAAAUUUAUCAAUUCCCAACAGACGACGAAGCCGUCAGUGAGAUCAACGCCUCCAUGAACGCCCUUCUGCCCUUUGCUGUGGUUGGGAGCGUGGAAGAGGUCAAAGUGGGGAACAAAACCGUGAGGGCCAGACAGUACCCCUGGGGUAUCGUGCAAGUCGAGAACGAGAACCACUGCGACUUUGUGAAGCUGCGAGAGAUGCUGAUCAGGGUCAACAUGGAGGAUCUGAGGGAGCAGACCCACGCCCGCCACUACGAGCUGUACCGCCGCUGCAAGCUGGAGGAGAUGGGCUUCAAAGAUACAGACCCCGACAGCCAGCCGUUCAGUCUUCAAGAGACGUACGAGGCCAAGAGGAAAGAGUUCUUGGGGGACCUGCAGCGUAAAGAGGAAGAGAUGCGACAAAUGUUUGUCAACAAAGUAAAAGAGACGGAAGCAGAACUGAAAGAAAAGGAGAGAGAGCUGCAUGACAAGUUUGAGCAGCUGAAGCGGAUGCACCAGGAGGAGAAGAGGAAGGUGGAGGAGAAGCGGAGAGACCUGGAGGAGGAGAUGAACGGCUUCAACAGGAAGAAGGUGGCCGCCGAGACGCUCGCCUUGUCUCAGCCGCUCAAGAAGGACAAGGACAAGAAGAAGUUGGUAAAUACGGAGAACCAAUCGGGCGUGAGCACCUCCAACUCCAAGGUGAUGAUGGCCAAGGCCAACGUGGAGCCCUUGAACUGCCAGAGCUGGUGGCAGGCCAUACAGUGCUGCACCUGCCUGGUCCACAACGCCGCCUGGAGCCCCGCAGGCCUCUUCUGAAGCCCCGGCCCCGCGGCAGGCGACCCGGGGUCCGAGGCGGAACCCAGCCCGAUGGACGGAGCGAGGUGAGGGUGGCCGGAGACGAGCAGG
Molecule: messenger RNA, 1368 nt
Organism: Notothenia coriiceps (black rockcod)
Lineage: Eukaryota; Metazoa; Chordata; Actinopteri; Perciformes; Nototheniidae
Product: septin-8-like
Exons: 9
Coding region: 1-1278 (425 amino acids)
Molecular function (GO): GTP binding
Source: RefSeq, a predicted model, not a curated record